AUGAAAUUUGACCAAAAGGGAAUUCUGGCCGAGUGGUUAAGACACCUCCAACAAAAAGGCACCAACGUGGCAGAGCUCUUGGAAAACGAGAAAAAGCAAGUGCAAGCCGUCCAACAGAUAGUAAACGAGCUCAGCAAAGCAGGGAUCUCAGCCAGAGUGGUCACCCAACAACAACUCGUACAGUACCUCCCGGACACUGAUUUAGUGAUCUCACCCGGUGGAGAUGUCACUUUUCUGGCAGCCGCCUCGGCAGUCAGUGACCAAACCCCAAUUAUUGGAAUUAUACUUUCUUCUGAUUCACUCAUUCACUUUUACUUUCUCAUGAUGUCAUAA
Molecule: messenger RNA, 333 nt
Organism: Caenorhabditis remanei
Lineage: Eukaryota; Metazoa; Nematoda; Chromadorea; Rhabditida; Rhabditidae
Exons: 2
Coding region: 1-333 (110 amino acids)
Biological process (GO): NAD+ metabolic process
Cellular component (GO): mitochondrion
Molecular function (GO): NAD+ kinase activity
Source: RefSeq, a predicted model, not a curated record